AUGCCUCAACCUCUGAAACAUGUCGUCUUUGACGUUGUCGGCACUUGUGUAUCGUUCGACGAAUACUAUGAACGCAUAAAUUCAGCUCUUGGUGCAAAGCUUCGCCAAAAUACUAUAACCCCACAACACUUUGGCUUCACCUGGCAAACAGCUGCCGAAUUAGAGUUUACUUUCUUAUCGAUCUCCGGAAGUUAUAAGCCCUACAAAGAAGUCCUCCGAGGUCUCUUCUAUCGCACCUUAAGUCUCUGCGGCAUCGCUGACCCCCGGGCAUUGGCUACCGACGAGGAGCGAGAGCAAUGCAUUGAGGGCUAUAGCGCUCUGCAACUCCGGUCUGGCUGUCGCGAGACCUUCCAGCUCCUGCGGGACAAUGGAUUCACAGUAUGGUGUUUUACUACUGGUGACGUGCAGCGCGUCAGAGGCUACUUCGAACGUGCCGGCGUAGAUAUGCCACUAGAGAACUUCGUUAGUUGCGAUGUGGGAGGUAUAGCAAAACCAGCUUUGCCCGCCUACGAGACCGUGUGGAACCGACUAGGGGCAAACGAUGUGAAGUGGUUUGCUGCCGCGCACAUGUGGGAUGUUGCUGCCGCGACGAAAGUCGGAUUCCGUGGCGCGUGGAGCUCUGUGUAUGAAAAGGAAGCUUGCCUUGACGUUUUCAGUGACGCGAAACUGGAAGUCGUGGCUGGAGGUCUUGAAGAAAUGGCACGGCAGAUUGUAGAGAAGUCACAAUAA
Messenger RNA from Ascochyta rabiei, 729 nucleotides. RefSeq names its product (S)-2-haloacid dehalogenase. The transcript has a single exon. Bases 1 to 729 code for a protein of 242 amino acids. Lineage: Eukaryota; Fungi; Ascomycota; Dothideomycetes; Pleosporales; Didymellaceae. The record is from RefSeq and is a predicted model, not a curated record.